This is a messenger RNA of Asparagus officinalis (garden asparagus), 1158 nucleotides long. Its product is annotated as syntaxin-132-like. The coding region runs from base 175 to 1005 and encodes 276 amino acids. The transcript is spliced from 13 exons. Gene Ontology annotation, cellular component: SNARE complex; plasma membrane; endomembrane system. Gene Ontology annotation, biological process: intracellular protein transport; vesicle fusion; exocytosis. The record is from RefSeq and is a predicted model, not a curated record. Gene Ontology annotation, molecular function: SNARE binding; SNAP receptor activity. Lineage: Eukaryota; Viridiplantae; Streptophyta; Magnoliopsida; Asparagales; Asparagaceae.
AUUUCUUUCUGCAGAAGAACAAAAGGGUCUUUGUUCAGGUGAAUUUGCUGUGCGAGUCUUUCUCUCCUCAUUUCUUUUCUUCAGGCGAUUGAGGAGUUCUUGAACUAGCUAAAUGAUGAGGGAGUGAAUUGAGUUACUAAACUUAGAACACCAGGAAAUACAAAAGUCCUAGACAUGAAUGCUAUAGACAACGGAAUGGACGAAUUCUUCGAACAAAUCGAAGAGAUCGAAAGAGAUAUAGAGAAGGUUUCAAAGUUAUUGGAGAUACUUAAGGAUGCACAUGAGAAGUCAAAGUUUCUUGUCAAAGCAUCUGCAAUAAAAGCCCUUCAACAGCGCAUGGAAAAAGAUGUAGACGAGGUGAAGAAUAUUGCUCUUGCAGCAAAAUCAAAACUUGAAGAUUUGGAUAAAGAUAACCUAACUAAUCGAUCCAAGCCAGGAUGUGGAAAGGGAUCAAGCAUAGAUCGAUCCAGAACAACAGCCACUGUGACUUUGAAAGAGAAGUGGAAACAAAAGGUGUUUGAUUUUCAGAAACUACGGGAAGAUAUCCAAAAAGAACAUAGGGAUGUUGUUGCCAGAACAGUUUUUACAGUCACGGGUAGUCAUGCUGAUGUUGAGGUUAUUGACCAACUGAUACAGACAGGAAAUAGUGGACAAAUAUACCAAAAAGUAAUCCAGGAACAAGGACGAGGCCAGGUUAUGGACACACUUGCAGAGAUCCAAAACCGCUAUGAAACUCUGACAGAAAUAGAGAAGCAACUUCUCGAGUUGCAGCAGAUUUUCCUCGACAUGUCUGUUCUCGUUGAAGUUCAAGGUGAUAUGCUGGAUAACAUUGAAUCCCAGGUUUCCAGUGCUGUCGAAGAUGUAAAGAAAGGGGCCGAUGCCCUCCAUCAGACUAGAAAAAUGAAGCACCAAACUUAUAAAUGGAUGUGGAUGACGAUAUUAGUUUUUAUCCUUGUAGCCAUUGUCACAGUAAUAGCAGUGCUUAAGCCAUGGAAGCACUUAUAGCCUUUAUGCAAGAUUAUAUAAAACUGAUGUCAUGUUUCAAGUUUUAUGGGAGUAUUAGCACUCUUUGUUAUCUCAUAUCCAUGUGACUUCAAGUAGCUUCAUUAUUUGCCUUAUUGGAGUAAUUAGUACAAAAUGGACAGAAUUGAACUUACA